Eremothecium gossypii ATCC 10895 is the source of this 390-nucleotide messenger RNA. RefSeq names its product mitochondrial 54S ribosomal protein mL61 (gene MRP49). Gene Ontology annotation, molecular function: structural constituent of ribosome. The transcript has a single exon. The record is from RefSeq and is marked provisional. The coding region runs from base 1 to 390 and encodes 129 amino acids. Gene Ontology annotation, cellular component: mitochondrion. Lineage: Eukaryota; Fungi; Ascomycota; Saccharomycetes; Saccharomycetales; Saccharomycetaceae.
AUGUCGAACGUUAAGAAACAGCUUGCUUUCCUAAACCGGAUCUGCGGGACCGCGAAACCCCAGGUGCUGGUAGACACCACGAAGGUUUCUGGGCUUAAGCUGACGUUCCAGGCGCAAUCACACAACGGCCACAUGGGGGCGCGCAAGCUGUGGCGCGAGCAUCUGCCGACGUUGCAGUUUUACAACCCCGGCCUAGACAUCCAGGUACACCGCGUGGCAAACAGCGAUAAGAAACAGCCCGUGCCCUGCGUGCUGGAGGUGCUUGGACACGACGGAAACGUGCUGCACCGCCUCGACAUGGCCCACAAGCACUCAGACACCAUCAUAGACGAGUUGCUGAGCACUGUCGAGCACACACCCGUACCUGCAGAGCAGCAAGUGCGUGUCUAA